AUGAGGUUGAUUUUCAGUAUCCUAAUUUCACUCAUUUUUUCAUUAUUUGUCUCACCAGCUAUCACCGAUUCUGAGGAGGAAGAUGAUGCCGCCUGGUUUUCAUUUUCGUCCUCCGAGGAAAAUCAGGAAUUGAGCCGAAACCAAUCCAAAGUUAAGAAAUCGACUUCACCAAAAGUUUUACGAUGGGAUAGAGCCGGCCUUUGUGACCAUGACGUCUUCACAUCGGUCAUGCUCAAAUUAAUUUUGGACGCGCAAGAUAAAAUGACAGCUGGUGACAAUAGCACCGGACUGAUGCCACUGGAUCCCAUUUUUAUCCCAGAAAUCGUUAUAGAUCCAGAAAAAAUGAGAAAUUCGGGCAGUGAUGGGGACGAGGAUAGUUCUUCAAAGAUAAGAGGAACCUUUAGCGACAUCUACAUUAAGGAUUUAUCUAAAUUUAACGUCACCGGAAUUAACUUCGAUUUACCAAAUAUGUUUCUCAAUGUGUCCCUUGUUUUCGAAUCCGUAACAAUUUCAGGAACCGGUUGCCUUAAAGCGGGCCCCCUUCAACUACCGAUUUUUGGCAAGGGGAAAUUCCUAUUUAAACUGAGAAACGUGAACACCUUCAUUUCUGCAAACUUCGGUACCCACGCCAACGAAACGAGAUACCUGAAAGAUUUCGACUAUGGUCUGACCCUUAAAACUCUACAUGCCGAUCUCACGCCACCACUUCGUGCCGUCGUGGGGUUGGACAGAAUGUGGAACCCCUUCGCUCGAAUGACGAGUGGGCUGCGUGCCAAAAUUUUCAACAGAUUGGAGCAAAUGCUACAUCCACCCUUGAGGGAGCGAGGGAGCCAAGAAAUUUCCAAGCGGAUGGGGAGAUGGAAAAUGUUAAAUGAAGAAAUUAUGGAGAACAUGAUAAAUCAUUCUGUGUUCUGUUACUUUGGCUAAGGACAAUUUUCUAAUCAUCCUCAGCACCAUUUUCCAUCGAGAUUUUGGAGUCACGAGUUUAAGAACUUAAAUAUGUGUAAUCGAAGAAUUAAAUACAGAAUUCAGGUUGAUAAAUCUUGUAUACGCGUUUAAUGUAUAAAUACUUACAUAAUA
This is a messenger RNA of Folsomia candida, 1080 nucleotides long. RefSeq lists its product as uncharacterized. The transcript is spliced from 4 exons. The record is from RefSeq and is a predicted model, not a curated record. NCBI's taxonomy places the organism in Eukaryota, Metazoa, Arthropoda, Collembola, Entomobryomorpha, Isotomidae. Bases 1 to 927 code for a protein of 308 amino acids.